CAGAGCCAACCCUGGGCCAGGUGCACGGAGGCAGGAGGCACCCCUUGUGGUGCAAAGUACAGCAGGAGAGAACCCCACCCAGAGGAGAGUGAAGCGGGCCGGCGGGGGCGGGCUUUUCUUUCCUAGCUGGGUGACUGCCCACCCAGCAGACAGGGCCUGUGGCAGCCACCACCCCCUCCACCCUCAUAAGAGUGUCCCAGGACCCCGCCUGAAUCAGUGUGGCGGUAACAGCAGCAUCAUGGCAAACCUCUCAGUGCACCUGGCGGCUCUGAUCCUCCUAGGAGCAGCUCUAUGCGCGGCGCAGCCCCGCGGCCGAAUCCUGGGCGGCAGAGAGGCCAACUCCCACCAACGGCCUUACAUGGCCUCGGUGCAGGUGAAUGGCAAACACGUGUGCGGCGGCUUCCUGGUGGCCGAGCAGUGGGUAUUGAGCGCAGCGCAUUGCCUGGAGGACGUGGCCGACGGGAAGGUGCAGGUGCUCCUGGGCGCGCACUCGCUGUCGCAGAGGGAACCCUUUAAGCGCCUGUACGACGUACUCCGCGCAGUGCCCCACCCGGACAGCCGGCACGACACCAUCGACCAUGACCUGCUCCUGCUGCAGCUUUCUGAGAAGGCAGAGCUGGGCCCAGCUGUGCAGCCCCUGCCCUGGCAGCGAGAGGACCGCGACGUGGCCGCUCGCACGCUCUGCGACGUGGCCGGCUGGGGCGUGGUUAGCCACACGGGCCGCCAGCCCGACCGCCUGCAGUACCUGACCCUGCGGGUGAUGGACCGAGACACCUGCAACCUGCGCAGGUAUCACGACGGCACCAUCACGGAGCGCAUGAUGUGCGCAGAGAGCAACCGCCGGGACACCUGCAAGGGCGACUCCGGAGGCCCGCUGGUAUGCGGGGGCGUCGCCGAGGGCGUAGUCACCUCCGGAUCCCGCGUGUGCGGCAACCCCAAGAAGCCGGGCAUAUACACGCGCGUGGCGAGCUACGCGGCCUGGAUCGAUGGUGUGAUGGCUGGGGCUGAGGCCGCCUGAGGAGGACCUGAGGGCCUGGAGUCACCAGGAAGCAAUAAAGUCACCCACUUCUGCAUCCCGUCA
This is a messenger RNA of Rhinolophus ferrumequinum (greater horseshoe bat), 1081 nucleotides long. RefSeq names its product complement factor D (gene CFD). Gene Ontology annotation, molecular function: serine-type endopeptidase activity. The coding region runs from base 239 to 1018 and encodes 259 amino acids. NCBI's taxonomy places the organism in Eukaryota, Metazoa, Chordata, Mammalia, Chiroptera, Rhinolophidae. The record is from RefSeq and is a predicted model, not a curated record. The transcript is spliced from 5 exons. Gene Ontology annotation, biological process: proteolysis.